GCCACAACCCAUCAAACUUAACUCAAGUCGCACGUGCUGAUGUUCGUCGCGUCGAUUUAUCGCUCAUUUCCACUUGCCCGUUGCCAGCGGAGAACAGGGAGUGAUCCUCAUUUCGCUAUCGUCCCCUCCUCAAUUGAUGUCCUUUAACAGCGUUCAAGGAGCAAAUUUUGGGGUUGAUCCGUCUCAAAAAUGCAAGUGGAUUAGGCCACCAGACCGAUGGAUGUGACUGUUCACAUCCUAGCGCACGAGUCUGACCAGGUGUACUUAACUAGACGAAGUGGUUAGAAUGAAUACGGCUGGGUAUAUCUGAGCAAGCGCUCCUUACAUCAGGGUCCAGCACCCGAUGUUUCGCGAGGGUCGCCCAGACAUUGGAUGUCAGUAAAGCACGCACUAAGCCGAUGGAGAAUCCCACAUGAGCUCCCUUCUCUGGAGCCGUCAGGAAGCGAUCACACCACAAGCACUUCCAAUCACGAUCACAGCACUCCGUCCAUCCAUUCCCAUCCUAAGUAGGAUCCAGAGAAUCAUUUCCGAUGCGCCAUACCAUCAGCAACUGUACAGAAAGAAUCCCAAUAUUUUCAUACUGAAAACGAUAUUCCGCACGAUCCACUCGAGCUUCUCUUCAGGGGUGGCGUCACGGUCGUCGGGACUGCCACUUUGCAUUUUACCCGGGCUCGAAGCAACGCACGAGCGAAAGGAUGACAACACCGUCCUGUCCGUCACCAGCAAGAAACGAGCCGGUGACAACGAGUUGCAAGGACCCAGUCCUACACGGUGCCCGUUUUCCCGUCGCAACGAAGAUAUGGUGGCUGAUGAGGGUGCGGUCAGCAGCUAUUUCCAUGCUUGGCUUGGUUGUUGCUUGUUCACCUCUCUCCUCCGUGGUACUUCUGGGUUCAUUAUCAUAAAAGAGGACGGUGAUCUCCUUGGCUUGACUUCGAUUGCCUGAUUCUCGUAUGCUGUAUGGUCGAGGUCUGUCCGAUCUCGUCGAUUGGUGCGGAAAGUUGGAGAGGUAUCCAUUCAAAAAAAAUUGGAGUACAUGAUACU
Molecule: messenger RNA, 1041 nt
Organism: Cantharellus anzutake
Lineage: Eukaryota; Fungi; Basidiomycota; Agaricomycetes; Cantharellales; Hydnaceae
Exons: 4
Coding region: 413-943 (176 amino acids)
Source: RefSeq, a predicted model, not a curated record